AUGGCUGAAGAGACUGUUACAUAUUCAAAAUGUGUUGAACUGAUUUCCAUAAUCAUAGGAUGCGAUUCAGAGGCUACAUUAUUCAAUAACUUGAAGGAAUUUCAUUACUUAGUCAAAUCAGAAAUCUCGAACUCUUUUUUCCCACAACUGUUUAUACGAGAUCAUGGGUUUAUCGCAAUCAAAAAGGCUUUGGUAAAAUUAACAUUUCAUUCAUUCCAAAGCUUAGAAAUUUUUGAAUGCUGCUUGCAAAUUUUGAGCAUCGCUACCUCGUAUAGCAUGUUGCGUUCAUGGCUCUUGUCUAGAAAACGCAUAGCUACAUGGCUUGAGUUUGCUGUGCAAAACCUACUCUCGUCUUUCGAAAAAAAUAAUGAAGCAUCUCCUUCUUUAAGCAAGAAUUCUCUUGAAGUAGAGCAGAAAAAUUUAGAUACUUCAGGUGGAUCGGAAAGAAGCAGUUUGACAUCUGGUUACAGAAAGAAUGAAUUGAAUUUCCCUGAUUCCAAUUUAAAAGACACCCCUAGUACCUACUUGAAGUGCAGACUUAUGCUAUCAAUCUUAGCAUUUUCCCUGAAUGACUGUUUUUUAGCAACUAAAGAUACUUCUUUAUUUACAAGCAGAACAAACUUUUCGCCAUCCAAACUAUUUGAUUCGGUAGAAUCGUGCUUGCAAAAUCUCUCCGGUAAGUACCUGGCUUUUGUUGAUGUUCUCCCCCAAAUAUUUUCCCUGUGUCCAUCAGUAUCCAUUUUUAACUUGCUUUUGAUUCAUCUGCAGCGAUUGGUAAAUUACUCUCCGGAGAAUGCCAUUAAGCUAUCUUCCUCAAGGGUGAUGGAUGAUUUGUUGGAUUAUUUAUUUAAUCCUCCUAAUAAUUACCCAAUACCAGAUUCUAUGAAAGAUUUGCUUUUUGAUAUUACAUUAAAUUGUGCGACUUAUGGAUUGUCAAAUAAUAAUACUUCAAAAAUUUUGAAUACAUAUAUCAAUAGAAAGUCUCCUUUGGCACGGCGAUGGUUUACGAAAGCUUUAUCAAAGCCAGUAGCUCCAGCUUUGUAUUUCAACCCUCUCGUGAAAGGUUACUCCUCUAUUGACUUCACCUUGAGCACCCCUAUCAAUCCCAACACAGGAUACUCAAUUUCUUUAUGGCUACAUUCCAAAUGCUUAACUGACGAUAAUGUCAACAAAAGAUCUGUCCCGACAACAUUAUUUUUGGUCACCGAUUUUUUGAAAUCUCCCUUGUUACGCGUGAUGGUUGAUCCAUCGACAAAUUCGAUUAGCGUGCAUUUUGGUUCAUAUGCUACAAACAAAGAUGCGUGUAUUAUCAAAUUUUGUACUCCUUUGACAGCAUCUUCCUCAAAAAGUAGUAAUGUUAAAUCAUCUACAUGGCGAUUGAUUACUCUUGUUCAUAGAAACGAAAAAUCGUCUUCUACAAUCGAUUUGUACAUUGAUGGAACAUUCGUCGAAAGUGCACCCUCUUCAUAUCCUUUCAUUCCGUCUUUACUUCAACCUCUAUAUAUUUCUCUAGGCCCUUCGAUGGGGUCUAAAGAUUUGGUUCAAAUGCCUCCGGAUAACCAUGGGCAUAUAAAUGGUUCAUUGAAAAGUGGCAUAUUUGAAAAGAGCAAUCCAACUACUGAAUCAUCUGUUAGCUUAUUACCACUGCUGAUUGGAACUACUAGGUUUUUCACGGAAUCGUUACUUUCUUCUCAAAUCGCUGUCAUUUAUGCUUUAGGUCCCAACUAUACUGGAUCUUUUCAAGGAUCCAUAAAUGACUUUUUAACUUAUAGAGCAUCUUCGGAAUUAAGCAUGGAAGUUCAAGCUUUAAAUUUGAGUGCAGAAGGGGUUCUGAAAAAUAUGAAAAGUAUUUCGUCUUCUACUAUAGCUUUCACGGCUUCUGCCAAAAGCUAUGUUUAUAUUAACGACCCAUGCUUAUCUGGUUUCAGCUCUUUUAGCAUUUUGGACACACUGAAGGACUUGCAAGAUCAGUUCUACUCCUAUGUAUAUAUAAACAGGGCAUCUCCAUCAUAUGAUCAAAUCUUUUCAAUGGACAAACCUAGUUUUGGAGUUUCGUCGGGCUCUGUUACCCCAAUUGUCAUGCCAUCUUUGAGCGAUGCUUUAUACAACGUUGGUGGUUCUAGUAUAUCAAUAAAUCUAAUUUCGAUUGCUGAAACUAUAGAAGAGCUCAAUUUUGGGCUACUAUUUUAUCUUUCAGCUAUUGAAGACAACUGGCGCUUUUCAGAACAGGUAGAGCAAGGCCAUGCCUAUGAAAUUCUAGCUAAAGUCCUUCACACAAAGUCCCAUCUUUUAAGUUCCGAGGAAACUCUCCGAUUAAUAUCUUCCAAAGCUGGCGUUCAUCAUGAGCGUUCUAAACAUCCAUUCAUUUUAAAUCCCCUUCUUUUUCGCUAUCUUAUACUUGAUUUUGACCUUUGGUCUAAAGCUCGAGAUAGUCAUUCGGUAAUUCAACAGUUAAGCUAUAUUGUGUCUCUCAUCGAGAACAAUGAGUAUUCCAAUAUAAAUAUAAAGCGACUUAUGAAGAUGCAAGUUUUGAAGAAGCUUCUUGCUGCAAUGAGAGCUCGCUUGUUUCGUUUGGAUGUUCUUCCCCUUUUAAAAGUUGUGCUGAAGGUGCUGUUAGCUACUUCUUUUGUUUCAGAAAAUGUUAGGGCAAUUGUAACCUAUAUUAUAUAUGCAGCCUUUGCUACAAAAAGAAAUACUCGAACAAAUCGACUUUCAAACGCUUCUUUGAACCCUAAAAGACCUGAAGAGGCAAUUGAGUAUUUGGAUAUAAGAGAGUCGGGCCACGCGGUUUGUGAAGUUUUUGUGAGUCUGUUAAUAGAGAGUAAUCAAGAGCCAUCUUUUCUUCGACGUUUUUCUUCCAUGAUUACUCCAGCAUGGUUACUAUUCCUCAUAAGGCAAACUGAUAGUCAUUAUUUUCUAUUUGGUCUAAGGUUACUAAAUCAGUCCGUUUGUAGUUUAGGAUCCAGCUUCAUAUCAAAGUUCUCGCAAAAGUUUCAUGGAUUUUUGGUUUUGAAAAAUAGCUUACCUCAGCAACUUCAUAUCGAAGAGGUUUGGUUGAAUUUAGUUCAGUUAGCUUUAGGCGUUGGUACUAGAGGGAUAGAAUUCAAACCUGACUGUUCAUUUGAAGAAAAGCUGAAUUAUAUGCUUUGGAAUUAUAAAGAUCGAAUUUUCCCUGUUCCGGAAGUGAUAGUGAUAUUACUGGAUUCUAUUUAUACGUUGCUAAGGAAUUCGAGUCUUCCUGAAGCGGAUGUACAAAUGACUGAAUCUUUGUAUUACGGUCAGCAAACGUUGCUUCUUUUAACUGACGCUCAAAUUUCUUAUUCCCUUGAUAUAAGUUUGGGUUUUGAUAUCAAUGAACACAUAGUUCGAAUGGUGUUUCCCUUUUUUUCACCCAAAGAAGACGUAGCUCCCGAACAAGAAAUCCGAGAGUUGAUGGAGAGCGUCCGUCACCCACUGCCUCGUAGUUCAUCUUCGAAAGCGUUCAGCCAAGGCAUAAGAAGGUCAGUUAGAAAGAUGUCUGCAAGUGGUUCAAAUAGACGGGUAGUGACUUCAUUUACCAAUCGCGUUCGACAAGAAGCAUUUAAUGAACAGUUAAAUACCGAUAGUAUUCAGCCUAGCACGCAACCAAAAUUUAAUACUACUAUAUUUUUGGAAAAUACCGUUAUUGAUGGGGCUAAGUCAAAGAAGCUGAUUAAUGAACUUUUUAUUUCUGUUUUAACUACCGCUUAUGAUCGAAUCGUCGCUGGUCAGGGAUUUAGCUUUUCCAAAUUGAUUAUUUCUUUGCCUUCUAGUACAAAGACGAAAAAGGCUUCAUUCGUUCGGAUUGCAUUUCAUUCAAUUCUUCAACAGCUCAUUAAAUCAGUCAAGGAUGAUAAGACGUUUCUAAAGAAUCCACAUGUAUUAAUUAACUUCAGCUAUAUGUUUACGAAAUAUUUAAGGAUAAGAAUUGUUGGGUUUAUGGACGAAUUCUGUUUUAACAUUAUAGACGAUAUUGGGUACCUACUUGAAGAGCUUGAAUUUGCAGAGAACCAACUGGAUUUUUCCUCUAAGAAUACUAAAUAUGCAAUUUGCAAUUUGUUCGGUUGCUUUUUGAGAUUGAUUCUAUUAGAGCUUGAUAGGACUAAAGAAAAAGGUGAUGAAGCUACCAUGGAGAAUGUAAUGAUGAAGAUACUAUAUUGGCAAACACCUUUGCUUGCUUCUAAGAAUCAUCAGCCAGAGCUUUUUUCGUUACUUUGGUAUAGUAUGUAUAUGGUGUUGAAAUCCGGUAACGAAAGGGCUCGUUUAAGCGCUGUCGAUAUUUGGCGUUUAUUAUACAUUCAGUCUCCAAAUUAUUUGAAUCAAGUGAACAAAGGUUUUAGAAUGGAAUUUCCGUUUAGUCGAGAUAUGCAAACCAUCACUGGAUUACAGUCUGACCAGUUUCUUUCCUGGUUACAGGAUAAUAUUUCCGAAGCUGAUGAAUUUAUGCAAACAUGCUUCUCUUUUCAAUUUGAAAAUUUCUUAAAACAAGAACACAAGGCUGCUGAAGAUGAAAUGACGUCUUUAAAGUUGUUACGCUUAGAGUUUCUGAAAAAGAGUUUGACAAUAGCUUCAAGCGAACAAAAUCUCCUUAAUGAGAUGUCGCAUUCUUACGAGGCUUGGAUUUCAAGUCUGUACUCUUUGGAAUGCAGCCGGUUUCGAAAGAUAUUCCAGGACCAAUCGGAUCAAGAGAAUUUUGUAAUGUCUGCUUUAUUUUCUAAUCAGGCUGAAUUAGCUGGUGAAAAUUCAGUCCUUUCUUUAAGCCCAGCAUCAUGGGAAUUAGAUUCUACUGAAGGAUCAGAAAGAAUGAGGAGUCGUUUAAGACCUUGCAUCACUCCCCCUAAAGAAAUCAACUCGGAGCAGGAAUCUGAACAAAAAUCGUCAUUUGUUACAGGAAAUCGGAGCUUCCACGGUUCUGUGAACUCUGAAGUUCCCCUUCGCACACAAGGGAAAGAGGCUAUCACACUAAUGGUUCCAUAUAAUGAGGAUACUUUACAUGAUUCGGAAGCUACUUCCACGAACGAAUCAACAUUUGGUAAGGAAGAUGAAGACGAUACAUUUGAGGAGGACAAAGAAGAUAAAAAUAGAACUGUAAUGCGCUCCAUUAUGCCAGGAGAUACUAUACAAGACGCAUAUAAUGUUUCUAGGAUAUUUGGGUUGGAAGCUAUGGAAGGUAUUUUACUGUUAGGAAAACAAUAUCUUUAUUUGAUGGAUAACUUUUUCUUGCGAUCAGAUAAUGAAAUUGUUGAUAUAAACGACAGCAGCGUGACUGAUGAAAAAGACCCGUAUCUACAGCUUCUUAAUAUGCAAUCAUUGAAUUCUUCGAGAAACACACUUCCUGUCAUUUCUAGAGAAAGUAGCUGGUAUUGGAACUUCUCAGACUUGUCUUUGGUGCUAAAACGAUUCUAUCUGUUAAGAGAUGUAGGAAUUGAGCUUUUUUUCAAAGACGGAAGAAGCUUUUUGACCAUACUUUCCACAACUAAAAAUCGAGAUGCACUAUAUCAAAAACUGAUAGCAAAGGCACAUGGUGCGGAUGUGCUUUCAACAAGUCAUCUGGCUACAUCAAUGAGUCGUGAUCUUGGGAAAGCUACUAACAGAACGAAUUUUAUAGGGACGAAGUUAGCAAAUGUUCUAUCUUUUAAUAGUGGCCAUCCGGCCACCAAAAGAUGGGAAAGGCACGAAAUAUCUAACUUCAAUUAUUUGCAAAUCGUGAACACGCUUGCGGGCCGCACAUAUAAUGACUUGACCCAAUAUCCCGUUUUUCCUUGGGUCAUUGCUGAUUAUACUAGCGAAGAACUAGAUCUAAGCAAUCCUAGAACAUUCAGAGACUUGUCAAAGCCAAUGGGUGCGCAAUACCCUCCCAGAGAAUCCCAGUUUAAGGAGCGUUACGAUUUAUUAUUAAGCUUGGGUGAUUUGCAACAAAAGCCUUUUCAUUAUGGUACUCACUAUUCGUCUGCUAUGAUUGUCUGCUCCUAUUUGAUACGCUUACGACCUUUUGUAAAUUCUUAUCUUGCGCUACAGGGAGGACAAUUUGAUCACGCAGAUAGGUUAUUCUACUCAAUCGAACAAACCUGGAAUUCUUCAUCUAAGGAAAACAUGGCGGAUGUAAGGGAGUUAAUUCCUGAAUUUUAUUAUCUUAGUGAAAUGUUUGUUAAUGGUAAUGGGUUUGACUUUGGGUCGAGGCAGAAUGAAACGGAGCCGAUAAACGAUGUCAUCCUGCCACCAUGGGCAAAAGGCGAUCCGGCUAUUUUCGUCCAAAAAAAUCGUGAAGCUCUCGAAAGUAAAUAUGCUAGUUCACACCUCCAUGAAUGGAUUGAUUUAGUGUUCGGUUAUAAGCAACGAGGCGAGGAAGCAGUUGAAUCAACAAACGUUUUCCAUAAUCUUUCAUAUCAAGGGUCAGUCGAUCUCGAAGAUAUUGAGAAUGAGUUUGAACUUGCAGCAGCAGUGGGAAUUAUUCACAAUUUUGGGCAAACCCCUAAGCAGGUUUUCAAAAGGCCACAUCCUCCUCGCGGACCGGAUUUCACAGAUACACCUUUGGGUCCUUACUUAUUUGGACGGUUUGAGAAAAAUAUGGGCUUGUUAUUCCAAAGUGCUUCACCCGUUAUUGAAAUAUCGAAAAAAAUUGUUCAUAUGCUGUAUGACCCAACAAAAGAUACUCUUCGUGCCUUUUCUCCCGGCUUUGUUCCUUUGUCUUCAUAUUCCACUUUGAUAUGGGGUGGCGUAAAUAAUGAUGUUGAAUUGAUUAUGGAACAAACUGAUUCUAAACUGGUUGUCUUUGAAGAGUUGCAUUCAGAUAAGAUUACACACUUAUUAGGAUGUGAUGAAAGAACUUUUCUUACCGCGUCCUAUGAUUUAACCCUUCGUUUAUGGCAACUAUCUGACUCGAAGCCUGCACGGCUAUCUUUGAAAAAGGUUUUAUAUGGCCAUAGAGCAAAAAUAACUUCGGUAUCUGUAUGUAAAGCGUUCAGUAUUAUCGUUAGUGGUGAUGAAUCGGGAUCUUUAAUGAUAUGGGAUUUAAAUCGUGCAGAAUUUGUGCGAUCGGUUCGUGUUUAUGGGCAAUCAAUACAAACUAUUUCCGUGAAUGCAAGGAAUGGAGAAAUUGCUUUUACUUCUGGCUGUUGCUGCUGUAUUAUAGAUAUAAAUGGAAAAAUUCUUGUAAAGGAUACUCUAAGCCGAAUCUAUAAUUCGAAUUUAAAUGAGGAUAUAUGCUCUUUAAGCUUCUAUACUGGUGCAAAUUCGGAAUGGUUGAAUAAAGAUUUGUUUUUUACUGGUCACGAGGAUGGCAUUGUACGUAUUUGGGAGAAAAGGCUUGAGUCCAAAGCGAUAUUGGAAUCAAAAGACGUUUUAGAUAAGCCGAAAUGGCGCCUGCAUCUUGUCCGUCAACUUCAACAUAAGAGUGGUUUUGGUCGCAACAAAAUUCCCACUCGCCAGACUAUCACCUGCAUUACAUGUAGCGGUCAAGCUCGUGGUAUAUUUACUGGAGAUAAUCUUGGUCAAGUUCAUGCUUGGAUGCUACCAGAUACCACUUCCAACGUACACGUUGAACGUGAUGCAACUAAUGAUCUUUGUUCAUUAUGCGACGCUCGGUUUUCCUUAAUGGAGUGGAGAAGUCAAUGCCGUGCAUGCGGAAACUCCAACGUAUGCAGCGAUUGCAUUUCUACCUUGAAAGAUACUAAUAUCAAGACUUGCUAUGAAUGCUAUAGACAAUUGCCUUCAUACUAUAAGGGCUGA
This is a messenger RNA of Schizosaccharomyces osmophilus, 7746 nucleotides long. It is a transcript of the gene lvs1, whose product is annotated as beige protein-like protein Lvs1. The record is from RefSeq and is a predicted model, not a curated record. Bases 1 to 7746 code for a protein of 2581 amino acids. The transcript has a single exon. Gene Ontology annotation, molecular function: metal ion binding; protein binding. Lineage: Eukaryota; Fungi; Ascomycota; Schizosaccharomycetes; Schizosaccharomycetales; Schizosaccharomycetaceae.